Toxorhynchites rutilus septentrionalis is the source of this 735-nucleotide messenger RNA. RefSeq lists its product as uncharacterized. The transcript has 2 exons. The record is from RefSeq and is a predicted model, not a curated record. Bases 126 to 434 code for a protein of 102 amino acids. Lineage: Eukaryota; Metazoa; Arthropoda; Insecta; Diptera; Culicidae.
GGCUUACUCAACGUUUUGGAAUGAAUCCCUCGGGAAAUAGGUAUAAAAGCGGCUAGAUGUGACCAUUUCCCAGAAACACAUCCAACGAGCACCGUGAGAUAGCGUAUCACCGAUCCACUAGCACAAUGAUUAAGAUAUUUGUCCUACUGUUCGCACUGGCGGUCAUCACCAGAGCGUUUCCAGCGGAUCAGCCACAACAGUUCGAGGGAGCCAACCAUCCAGUGAACGAUUUAAUAACAGAUUCAUCUCAAUCAGGAGCACCACAGGAAAAGGAUCAAUAUGAUUCAAGUGUAACCGAGAGUGAUGAGAAAAAGGAAGGAUUACAGAACGCAGAAACAUUCGGAUUUGGUUACUACCAUUCCUAUCCCCGUUAUUAUGGUUACUAUCCAAGAUAUUAUGGCUUCUAUCCACGUUAUUAUAGUUAUUAUUGGUGAAAAGUUGAAAGUUAUUCGAAUUGAUAAUUAGAUACAGAAGUGUGUUUUUUAAAUAAAUUUAGGAGCAAUCAGUAUUCAGGUUGUCGUGGAUGAUAAGAAUGACUAAUAUGUUGAAUGAAAUUUAAAACAAUAGAAAAUAUAGAUGAUUGUAUUGAAAUUUGAUAUAUUAUUCAUGUAUUUGUCGGAUGUUCACUUCUAACCUGUAAGUGAGGGCUAGAUUCUUAUGGCAUGCUUUGAACAUGCUCGAAUCUAAUUGAAAAUUUUUAUAGGGUAAAUGAUCUUGGUUUGUCCAGUCGAAAAU